AUGGAAGGUCGCACCCUCAACGUCGCCGCUCCGGUGUUUCAACCCGGGGCGCUCGCCGGCAGCAAACCAGACACGAUACGACAACCCUCGCACCUACAGUCAGGAGCAGCACAAAUUCCCAAUCAAGAAGGUCGUUCUACCAUGCUUUCGCAAAUACAAAAUCACAUGACCUCCGUCGGUGGCGUCCCGGGCGCAACCAAGAAUAUGACUGCCAACUCUCGCCCUUUCGUUCCUGGCGGAGCAGCUACUCCUAUCAUCUUAAAGCCUCACGCUCUCGUCGCACCAUAUCAACCCCCUUCAGGACCGAUACUCAACCCGUCUCGGUCGCCGCUUCCAGCUCACAGGCUCGGACACGGCAUGAACAACGCAAGUGUCCAGCUCACCGGUCUUCCUGCUUUCCUCGCUACUCCACCCAUCAACAGCCACAUGCCGCAUGCCGGAGGCUACCUCGGCCCGCCAUCUCCCAUCUCGCCCGGCGCCUCCGGCCCUCCGAGCCCAUACUUCACGCCCUCGGGACAGGUCAGCCUUGGCAUGCCUCAUCCUGGACCACCUUACAACGGUAACAUGAACUUCAGAAACGGAAAAGGUCUUCCGCCCGUCACCCCGCUCAAGACAACCGGUCACAACUCGACUCCAUCCAUCUCGAUGAACCCAGCCGCAUUUGCUGCCAGCCUCGCUGCCAUCAAAGCAAAGAAGAAGAUCGUCGUAUGUCUACCAGCCGAAACCCCGUCACUAGACGAUGAGGCCCUGCUCGCUCAGCCCGGGUCCGCCUUAAAGUCAGUCGAAGAUGGACCGGACGGCGCGGCUGAGAACGCUCAGCAGGCAGGCGAGAUGAGCGAGGCCAAUGCGGCCAGGCGCUAUCGUGACCGUGCUGCAGCCUCGACACGAAGCAAGUGGAUUCAGCGACGACCGUGGAGCUCAGAUCAACACGAUCUCGCUCCCUGCAUUGAGUUACCCAAGGACGCGACCGUUACGUGCGAGAUCCAUCCUGAACCGUGGCCACAUUCACUCGGUCUACCAGACACGAUCGAAAUUUACCUCCCUGGGAUGAGUGCUUGGGACGAGUAUCUCGAGAUGCGCUUCGAGGAGCAACAGAUGGAGGCUGAGGAUGCCGACAUCGACGCCGAUUCGGCCAUGCCCCACCCAGGGAUAUUGCCAUCCAGCACAGCUCCCUAUGUUGCCGACCACAGAGGUCGAAGCUUGUCCAUCUCCACCCCCGCAGACCCAAGCAUGGUCACCUUCAAGCUCAACCGUUUCUUGCAAUCACAGCAGCAGCAAAUGCAACAAGACCCGAAUCAACUUAUCGAACGAGACACUCCGACGGAGUCGAACACUGCAAGCGAGCCAUUUGGUCGCUUCCAGACCGACUUGCCCGAUCGACUACGUGAGGCGUUCGCGCGCCGUCUCGGCGAUAACGCAGAUCUCCAUAUUCGUCCCGUAGGAAGGCAUAACCACACCAUGUCGCUCGGCUUGCCCAGCUCAGGCGGGCCCUUUGGCCCCGAAGUAUUCAGCGCUUUUGAUAUGAUUCGCGCUACCUCUGACGAAGGUCCCUCGAAGCCUCCCUCUGAAGCGCAAGAUCUGCCAGAGAAGCCGUUGUCUGACUCCGAAGCUUUGAUCGGAAGGUCAGAGAUUCAUUUGUCGAACAUCGCAGAAGAAGAAGCCGAGGAAGAGAUUGAAGCAGGACUUGCGAAUGCGCGACACAACGCAACAAAGGGCACGAGCAGUGGCAACUGGCAGGAUCUUGGAAGAGGUUUCGGAUAUGAGCCAGAGUCGCGGACCGCACAAAAUGGAUUUUCCAGGAAGCAUGCCCGGCAAGCCUCGAGGAUCUCGGUCACCACAUCUUACCCUGGCGGCGAAGAGAGUGACGAGCUUCUCAAUGGCGACGAGGACGUCGAAAUCCGCACGAACCCUAGUGAGGAUGCCGAUGCUUCGGACUUUGAAGAGGAGCCUCACGAGUAUGGGCCUGACCAUUGGCGUGAGCGUCAAGGCAGCGUACAUUUGUCCGCUUUCGGCGACGCUCGUGGUCGAUAUAGCUACGACGACGUGUCGCAGGGAAGUGACAUCGACAGCCUCAGAGACUCUCUGACCCCCUCCGACGAACAGUUCAGCAAUCCUUCCGACGAGGAAGCUGCACGGGAGGAGCGCAUCUUGCGUCGACAGCAUCGCUCUGCCGAGCGCGCCGCUCGUCGAGAGCGAAAGGAGCGUCGACGAGGGCGCACCAAUACCAACAACACUCUGCCAAGUAGCAGUAUUGGUGAGGGUGAGCUGCACGAACAUGGUGCAUACGAGCACGACCGAAAUGAGCCCAGGCGAGGCUCGCAGCACGACGACAUUAUCAGCAAUCCGUCAGAUGAAGUACAGUCCGAGCUGCAUGAUUCGAUGACCUUUGGUCACAACGAUAAGCUGCACCUUGUUGAUCAAGGUAAGCACCCUAGUCAGGACUUUCGCUUCCCCGCCUCGAAACCGUCUUUCGCAUCCGUCAAUUCUCAUGCUUUUUCAAGCCACAUGCUUGCAGACAGCCGUCCGCCAAUGUCUGGUACGCUUGGCCGAGCUUCGGGCAUCUCGCUGCUCAAUCCAGAUGCCAAAGAAUUCAAAUUCGGUGGGACAAGUGCGGCUACCAGAGCUGUUUCUGCGCCUAUUUCCAGCUCCCACAAUGCGGCAGAGAUGGCGCAAGGCCAACACUUCCGUCUGCCGAGCAUCAAGACGUCCAGUUUUGGCUCGCUUGCAGAUGCUCCUCAUCUCAACGUUGGAGCAGCCCCCUUCACACCCGGUGCCUUCACUUUCAAAGCCAGUCAGAAGCUCCAAGUGCCAGAGAUAUCGCGAUCGGCGUCACCAAGCAUCGCUGACGCUGGCGACGACGGUGACGCCGACGACCGAGAGGCUGAGAAUCGAGCGUCUCAAGGCCGAGAGAAGCGAACCCGCUAUGGGCCCAUCGACUAUGAAAGUGACGACGACAUGCGCUACCCUACGUACAGUACGAGCCCUCCUCGACCAAGAGCAUCAGCAGCAAGUAUCGAAGGACCUUUGCGCAGCUUCAGCACGCUGGCCAGGCAAGGUCCGCCGCCGUUCCUCCCUGCAGGCUACUCACAGCAGCAACGCUCUGUCUCCCAUGAAUCUCGCUUCACUGCCGACGCGCCUUCCUUUGUGCCUACCUGGGCGAAGGGCGCGCAACAAUUCAGCGGAUCAACGAGCUUCAAGCGUCCAUCGCUGCCUGACUGGGGCCAGCCAGAUAAACAAGCGCAGAACAAUCCAGGAAAAGAAGCUCUGCCUUCGAUCUUUGAUCCUGCUUUCUUCACGAGAGAGGCUGGCAGCAAGGCCAUUCCGAUCAAACGUCCUUCCGAGGGUGAUCGAACGAAUGGUGUGGACCAAACCCCUCCGGCCCAGGAAGCUUUGUCAUCGACGUCGAUAUCAGUGUCGCUUGACAGUCUGCAAAGCACCGGACCAUUUACUGCAACGGUCGAUGCUGGGCAAACCUCGGCAGAGACUCUCAAACCCCCUGGUGCUUUGCACAGGUCGGUAUCGUCUCGGUCAGCAGAACGAACGCAACCCAUGCAUAUCCCUGUGGGGCCUUCUAGCUCGCAUUCUUCUUCCGCUUCGCUUGCUUCGGAUGUGGGCUUUGGCGCAUCGCUUCGAUGGGUAGACGGCCGAGCGCCUUCCAGUAUCGGCAGGUCGUCUGUCGACAGGCGAUUGCGCAGAUCUUCACGCGGUCGUUCCGAGUCGCGAGGCAUGAGCGGUUAUGACAACAACCAAGAUGAGGAUGAGGACGAUAGCCUCAGUGACUUUGUCGAGGAGAUUGUGGAUCGCGUGGAUAAGGCGCUUGAAGGAUGGGCCGGCAAGAUUCUGGACGAAGUCACCAUCAUGGGUCAGGUACGUCCACACCCACGAGAUGUGGCCUCCACCGUUGAAUUCGCCCUAGACCAAGACAAGCUCGUAGAAGAAAUGUCGAAGCGCAUGGAAGAAGCGCUCGAUGUGCACCUUGCCUCCUCCUUUUCACUUCAUGCUCGAAAAGCGACCGGCGCUUCAGACGAAACGCAGACCACGAUUCGACCGUUCCAGUCAAGACAAUCUUCGUCCGAUGACAAGAUGGCUUCCUCCGGACUCGUUGAUGCUCCAGGCGAGUGGGACUUCGACUACGUACAAGAGAUCCUUGAGGCCAAGCUAGGCGACUUUCGGAAGCAGGUCGAAUCGAGCCUGGCCCAAGUCAUCGACAAGCUCGAGACGCCAGGUGCCAUUGCUUCUAGCACUAACCAUGUUGGAAUUGGCGAGGACAUUAACGGCUCUGCUCUGCCGUCCGACUUUGUGGAAGGCGUCACAUUGCGACUUGUUGGCAAGCUUGAGUCGCUGUUCGAGAUGUAUACCAGCUCGGCUAGAGACUACCAGUCGACUUCUGAGGCCAAGCUGCAACAGGUCAUGCAGUCCACGCUGGACGAGAAUCUGGUAUUGCUUUCCGAGACAGGGGCGGCGGAUCGUUCUAGCAUCCAACAAAUGCUCGAGUCGGAGAUGCACGGCUUGGAGCGAUCCAUCACCGAGGUUGGCUACGCCGUGAAGGGGCAUCUACAGUCUGCACUCGAAAUGACCUUACCCUCGUUGCUGGAAAAUAAAGCGACGAGCGACGCAAUCCUGGCUGAUCGGCUCGCCAACAAGCUUGGCCAGGCUCUCGGUCCUGUCUUGUCAGAGGAACGAAGAUGCCUGUUGGAGGAGCAUCAAAGAAGCCGAGAUCUCUUGCUCGAGGCGGUGCCGUCCUCAUCUCAGAUUGCGCAGUUGACCACCGAGCUGAUCCAACCGCUGGUGAAGAGUCUCAAGAGCGAGCCGAUCGACUCGGACGCGCUUGUGUCGCGCUUAGCAGAGGUGCUUGGCAAGCAGUCGAUUGAGCACAUGGUGGAUCUCAAUCCGGUGCUUGCCCUUCUUGAACCGCUGAUUGCCAAACAUGAAGAAGUGCGAGCUUUCAGCAAAAAGAUCUUGCAGCGCCAGGAGGACACCGAACGCACGUUGUCGGAGCUGCCGGGCGCCAUCAAUGCUAAGACGGAGAUCUUCCUGUCAAGUGCGAGCGACGCAAGCGAGAAGCAAGGUCUCAUCCUCGAGAAAGUUGCCGAGAUCAAAGCGGAGCUCAGGCGCGACGCGGAUACGUCUCCCAAUUCGACGCCGAGCGAUACAGAAGCUUUGCGCGAGAAGCUCGAAGAUUUAGCGCAGGACAGGGUGCUGACGCGAGAGACUGCUGAAAAGACGCUCGCCGAACUAGCUAGUGUUUACCAGGUGCUCGACUCUUCUUACCAAGCCUUGUCGCGACUGGAAGCUCAGUACACGUCGAACGAUGAGUCUCACAGGCAUCUAGCAAUCAAGCUGGAAAAGCAAGCUCAGGCAAGCGCUGAACUGGCACGCGAGCUCCGAGAGGCGGAGGGUCGCGUGACACGCGCGGAAGCUGCACAGACGGAAGCUGCAACCAUGCUGGUGUCCUCGGACAAAGAAUCCAAGAUGUUGCGGGACCAGCUCACACAGGUGACGACCCAACUCGCUGAUUCCAAGGCGGAGCGAGCCCUUGAGCGCGAGAGGACGGCAAAGGCUCUGGCGGAUGCGGUGGCUCGAGCUGAACGAGCGGAAGCUGCUAGUGUCGAGACGCAAGAUCGAAUGGGUCGUCUGUUGGAGCAGGCUACCGCCGCAGAACGCGAGGCAUAUGAGUCGGCCCAAUCCUUGCUGCAACGUGCAUCAAGGGCAGAGGGUCAGCUCGCGGCCCUCGAGAAGCGCAUCGCCGAACAGGACAACAAGAUCGCCAACCUGCAGCAAGUGUCUGCCACACAGAAGCAGAAGGCAGCACAGAGUCACCAGAGGCUGGCCGAGGGAGAGAAACGCGUCAAGGAGCUCGAGGCCAAGGCGGAGCAGCUUGCCGAGGCUACAGUGCGCUUGGGAGUGCUCGAAGUGAAGGCAAGCGAGCUCGACGACACGCGUCGCCAGUUGCAGCAGAGCGAGGAGAGGGAAGCAAAUGCCGCCGAGCAGCUGCGGCGGUACGACGAGCGCUUCCAGCAACUGGAGCGAGAUUUAGUGGAGAUGAAGGACAGCUUUGUGGAGAGGAGUGUGCAUGAUGCAGUGGAAAAGCAGCUUGCAGAGAAGCAGAAAGUAGUUGAGCAGCUGCAGGAUAAGCUAACCGCGGCAGCAGCAGCAUCCGACUCACCGCGAGCAUCGGAUGAGUGGGAAGCGGUCGACGUCGAGAAGCCACGGAUGGGAGCUUGGGCGUCUAUGCACGCUCCUACGAUUUGUGUGCAGGAAGAUAAAAGCGAUACGUCGGCAGAGUUAGGAAGCAGGUCACAACGCUCUGUCUCUUUUGCAUCGACGGGUAGUCACGGGAAGAAGGAGGUUGAGGUUGACGAAGGUGGGUGGUGGUCGUAG
Messenger RNA from Sporisorium graminicola, 6381 nucleotides. RefSeq lists its product as uncharacterized. The coding region runs from base 1 to 6381 and encodes 2126 amino acids. The transcript has 2 exons. Lineage: Eukaryota; Fungi; Basidiomycota; Ustilaginomycetes; Ustilaginales; Ustilaginaceae. The record is from RefSeq and is a predicted model, not a curated record.